GGUCCCUUUUCCCACCGCCUGGCCUCUUUCAUGGAAGUUGCCAUUGCUUGCUGAUUUAGGCCACACCUCCACCAAUUCGGAGGCUUUCAGCACUCACUCACACUUGAAGUUUGAAGUAUUUAUUAUCAGAGGAGAUCUAUAGGUUUUGAUUGUGGCAAUGGGAGAAGUAGGCCUUUUUUCCUAUCUCUUCGAGCAAACUGAUAUGGUAGGUGACUCCCCGCCGGAGGACUUAUUUAGCAUCCUCGAGACGUUUGAGGAUGCCGUCAGUGGUAGCAAAGAGAGAGCUCCCUUUGGCCCCAAAACGACGACUCUGGUUGCUUCUCAAGUAAUUGGCUCGCGCUCCAGGACUCUCGAGGUCGGCGCCGACGAACGCCACGCUUCGAAGAAGCGAAGAAAGCUGGAUUCGCCGGCGGCGGAAGACCCCGGCAGCCAAGAUGGGCAGCAGAAGACGUCCCACAUUACGGUGGAGCGCAACCGGAGGAAGCAAAUGAACGAGCACCUGUCGGUGCUCCGCUCCCUGAUGCCUUGCUUCUACGCAAAGAGAGGAGAUCAAGCAUCCAUCAUAGGAGGAGUUGUUGAUUACAUCAAAGAGUUGCAGCAGGUUCUACACUCCCUGAAGGCCAAGAAGCAGAGAAAAGCCUACAGCGAGGCGAUAAGUCCAAGGCCUGUUUGCUCCAGCCCCAGGCCGCCGCCACCGAGCCCGAGAAUGGCUCUCCCGAUAAGUCCGAAGACUCCUCAGCCCGGUAAACCUUACAUGCCGAGCAUUCAAUUACCUCCACAUGCACAGCAUCAGGCUUACCUUUCCCCUACCGUACUUCAAGCAGCAGAGUCAUCUCCUUCUUUUAGUAGCGUCGUCGCCACCACCGCGGCGAACUCCAAGUCGGCGGUGGCAGAGGUGGUGGUGAAGUUCUCGGGCCCGAAUGUGAUUUUGAAGACGGUGUCGCAUCGCAUCCCCGGGCAAGCUCUCAAGAUAAUCGCGGCGCUCGAGGGCCUCGCUAUGGAGAUUCUCCACGUGAGCAUCAGCACCAACGUUAACGAAGACACCGUGCUCAACUCCUUCACUAUUAAGAUUGGAAUCGAAUGCGAGCUGAGUGCUGAAGAACUCGCGCAAGAAAUCCAACAAACAUUCUUGUAACAGCAAGAGUUGUCUAUCUAAAUUUCUCCUAUCGUAUCUGGAGGUGAAAGUGUGGUCGGUUGCAAAUUAAAUAGAAUGGGGGAGGCACCUGCAAUCAAGUCCAAGUCUAAUUAUUAAUUAAUUAGCCAGGAAACUAAUUAAUAACCAAUUAGUGCUGUAAAUUAUUUUUUUAAUGCAGUCUUUCCGCUUAAUUCUCACCGAUCUAAUGUCUUAAGUAUGAUCAGUCAGUCUUGGCAGAUUUUGACGAAAUAGGUU
Zingiber officinale is the source of this 1390-nucleotide messenger RNA. RefSeq names its product transcription factor SPEECHLESS-like. Bases 158 to 1135 code for a protein of 325 amino acids. The transcript is spliced from 3 exons. NCBI's taxonomy places the organism in Eukaryota, Viridiplantae, Streptophyta, Magnoliopsida, Zingiberales, Zingiberaceae. The record is from RefSeq and is a predicted model, not a curated record. Gene Ontology annotation, biological process: stomatal complex development; guard cell differentiation; positive regulation of DNA-templated transcription. Gene Ontology annotation, cellular component: nucleus. Gene Ontology annotation, molecular function: protein dimerization activity; DNA-binding transcription factor activity.